CCGGCCCCCGGGCCGCGCUCGCCCGGCCUCCCUCCGCCCCGGCCCGCCCCGUCCAGCCCGGACCGCCCGGCUCCCCGCAGGCCCUCGCGCCGCCCGCGUUCCUAUGGACAGACGCACAGACACCUGCAGGAAAGACACUGCUGAUCCUGUAACAUGGAGGAUUGCCUUCAUACCUCAUCGGAGAAUCUAUCCAAAUUGGUCAGCUGGGCCCACAGCCAUGGAACCAUUUGCAGCCUCAUUCCAAACUUGAAACAUUUGCUCUCGGAAGGUUCCCAUGGGAACCUCACAGCAAUGUGGGGCUGUAGUGCUGGCCAUGCUUACCACUGGCCACUGACAGCUACUUGCAGAGCUGGGUCCCAAGAAAGGGUCUGUUUCCAGGACAAUAGAAGUUUUAAUUCUGAUAGUCCCAGCAUCAUCGGGGUACCCUCAGAGACACAAACUAGCCCCGUGGAACGGUACCCUGGGAGAGCAGUGAAAGCAAAACUAGACUGCAAUCGGACCAGAGACUCCUGUGACUUCUCUUACUGCAGUGAGCCCUCCGAACUGGACGAGGCUGUUGAAGAGUAUGAGGAUGAGAACACCCUGUUCGACAUGGUUUGCGAAUCUUCUGUCACAGAUGAAGAUAGUGAUUUUGAACCCCAAACCCAAAGGCCUCAAAGCAUUUCUCGCAAGAGGCCUGGAAUAAUCCCAUCGACUCUUCACUCCAGCUCUCAGACUCAGCUGGUUGACGACUGUAGCAAUGAUGUCAUCAUUAAGAAGAUAAAACAGGAGAUCCCAGAAGAUUAUUACAUCGUGGCAAACGCAGAGCUGACGGGAGGCGUUGAUGGGCCCGCUCUGUCGUUAACGCAGAUGGCAAAACCCAAGCCUCAGACUCACGCUGGUCCCUCUUGUGUGGGGUCUGCUAAGUUGAUUUCCCACGUCACAUCUGCCAUCAGCACGGAGCUCGACCCACAUUGCAUGUCUGCAUCCCCAUCCGUGAUGUCCAGACCAAUCGUCCAAAAGACUGCCCGGGUAUCUCUUGCUUCACCAAAUAGAGGACCCCCUGCUGGCCAUGGCAAUAGCCAACAGGUGUCCAUGCAGAUGCCCGUGAGCACGUCCCAUCCCAACAAACAGAUCAGCAUCCCUCUGUCUGCCCUGCAGCUGCCUGGACAGGAGGAGCAAGUCGCUUCUGAAGAGUUCCUGCCGCAUCUGCCCAGCCAGGUCUCCUCCUGCGAGGUGGCCCUUUCCCCCUCCGUUAACACCGAGCCAGAAGUGAGCUCCAGCCAGCAGCAGCCCCCCAUCGCUCCAACCAUCACCACAGAGGCCACGGCACAGUGUAUACCAGACCAGGAUGAAAGAGCAGCUGAGCUCAGCAGGGAGCAGAAUGAGAAAACCAUCCGGAGCACACAGACUGCGCUCCGCAAUUUCCCCUAUUCUACCAAACUCAACAAGUUCCCUGUGUUUAACAUGAAUGAUGACUUAAAUGACCUCUGCACCAGUGCAGUCAGCCCAAACACAACCAAAGCCACGCGGUACGCCCUCAAUGUGUGGCGGUAUUGGUGCAUGACCAACGGGCUCAAAGACCACACGGACAUCACUAAGAUCCCGGCAGUGAAGCUGAACGAGCUGCUCGAGAACUUCUACGUCACCGUGAAAAAGAGCGACGGCUCCGACUUCCUGGCCACCUCCCUGCACGCCAUUCGCCGAGGCCUGGACCGCAUCCUGAAGAACGCGGGGGUGGGCUUCUCCAUCACCAGCAGCACCUUCAGCUCCUCCACCAAGAAGCUCAAGGAGAAGCUGUGGGUGCUGAGCAAGGCGGGCAUGUCGGGCGCCCGCUCGCGCAACAUCGUCUAUUUCUCCCUGUCGGACGAGGAGGAGAUGUGGCAGGCGGGCUGCCUCGGCGACGACAGCCCCAUCGCCCUGCUGUCCGCCGUGGUCAAGUACAACAGCCAGUACCUGAACAUGCGGACCCUGCAGGAGCACGCCGACCUCAUGUACGGGGACAUCGAGCUGCUCAACGACCCCCAGAACCAGCCCUACUUCGCCCGGACGGACAGUGUCAAGCGCGAGAGUCGCAGCGGCUCCACGCGCGUGUGCCACGGGAAGAUCUACCACGAACACUCCCGGGGCCACAAGCAGUGCCCUUACUGCCUCCUCUACAAGUACAUGUACAUCCACCGGCCCCCCACCCAGAUGGAGGCCAAGUCGCCUUUCUACCUGACGGCCAGGAAGGAGGCCACGGACAUGGGCAGCGUGUGGUACGAGGAGCAGCGGAUGGGCCUGCGGUCUCUCCGCGGCAUCGUCCCCAACCUCGCCAAGAAGGUCAAGCUGGAAAACUGCGAGAACUUCACCUUCGUGUCGUUUACUCAGGUGUCCAGGAGGCUGGGCUCCCACAGCUGCUGCCAGUGAGACCUCCCCGGGCCCGGGCCCCAGCACCCCGGCCGGCUGCCCGCAGCGGGGAGCCCGGGCUCAGGCCCACCUUGGUGCACAGGACGGACCCACUGUUCCUUUGGACACGGGGUGUGUCUACUGUCAGCGGAAAAAAGGUAGAUGAGUCUAAAUCAUCGGACGUGUCUCUCCAAUGUACGUUUCCGCCGUCGUGAAAGCAUCGAAUCUAACGCUGUGGAUUAACUGCUCAGUGCAGAAGCGGGAGGCGGUUCAUUUUAUCUAGUGCCUUUUUAGCACAGAUUUCCUCAACAACAACAACAGCAAAAGUAGUGGUUAAAAAAAUAAAAUCAAAUCCCAGUAGCCUGGUAGCUUUAGAAUGUGAUCAAGACGGUGAACGCUUUGUGGAAUGACACUCACAAGAAGGAACUCGGGAGAGACGGGCCCGACAACCCUUUCCCAGAGAAAACUUGGCCCUGGAAGCUCUGUCCCCUUCGUUUGCAGCGGGCCAGUGGGGAGCCUGGGCAGCGGAGCCAGCAUUCUGACGACGGGGCCAGAUGGCGGGGCAGCCGCUCCCCCCUGCCCCUCCUCCCGCCCCCCCCCCUCCCUGCCCCCAGCACCGGGAGGAACUUGACCUCGCCUCCAGCAUCCACCGACACCGUUUUAUGGGGCCCAAAAGAAGCCGAAAGCACCAAAAGGUGUUGGCAGAAUAAGGCUUCCGGUGAACCAGCUGGUUUGCCCCAUGCGGGGACUCCCGGUCACGCAUGAAGGAGUGGCUUGGGAAAGCCCUCUGGGAUCAAAAUGUGAAAGCCCCCCCUCAAGUAGAAGUGCCUAUGUUUUACUUCUCAGCACCACACGAACGCGCUUUUCAUCUUCACGGUUUUUUGUUGUUUUGGUGGGUUUUGGUUUUGGGUUUUUUUUUUUUUUUUUUCAGAGUCUCUCUUCAUCUGUCAGUGUGUCCUCUCAUGCUCUGCCAGGAUUGAGCACUGACAGUGAAACCACAAAAGGUAGUUUUCAGACUCCCCCCCAACCCCCCUCUUGCCCCACCCCGCCCACCCACCCACCCCCCAGGAAAGUCCAACAAAACACGCUGCAAAGAAAACAAAUCCCAAAGUCUGUUCAUUAACCAGCAUUGAAAUCUUUCUAACUGAGACUUCUUCAGCCACAAGAAAUGUCAUUCUUUUAGGUUGGCACCAAUGGUUGGGGGUACGCUGAUGGGGCCAGCCUGUCAGGUAAGCCACGCCGGCAUUGAGGGCCAACUUAUAAAGUCUCCUCCAGUGUGAAAGUCUCGUCAUUCAGGGAAAAAAAGGUCAACCUGAGCACCCGUUAGUGAGACAGCCACAGGAUUUCCUAAUUUCUGGAGCCCAAAGAUUAAUGAUUCAUAAUAAUAAUUUCUUGGGGACUUUGAAUCAAGACUGGUAUGGCUUUACUGAUAUUAUUUUCCUUGUGUCUUCUUUCUAAUCCCAAUUAAAAUUCCGGUAUUUAUUUUGCAGGAGUCCUAAAGUAAUACCUAUCUCUUCUUUGAUACCUUAUCUUGGUAUUUAUUUUGAUUGUGAAAAGUAUUCACUGGUCAUUGAAAUAUGUAAUUCCUCGUUUAACAGAGAAGAGUCAACCAAUGCUGCCUUAAGGUUGAAUGUUCUUUCCUUUUUAUUUGCUGUCCAUUUAUCAUUCUCUUUUGCCAGUUGAUCUUUCCAGAGUAUCGAUGAAUCUUGUCAUGUCUCCAAGUGUAUACAGAAAACAGUACUUAAUAAUGUUUUGAUUUGAUACUGGAUACUGUUCUAUGUGGUUUCCUAUGGAGAUUUGAUGAAAAUGAGACAUGAAGCAUUACUUUUUUUUUCCUUUAGUUUGCUAAACACCCAAAGGAGAGUUUAUUUGUGAAGAUCAAGUGAUGGUUUUUUUUUUCCAGCUCUGUGCUUAAACGUAAAUAUAAUCUAUGUGAACUAUAUAUAGGGCACAUAGCCCUAUUAAAUAAAACCCCGUGUUUAUUUUAAAUAGAUUUUAAAAAUUGCCACUUUGCCACUAGGAAUCCCUGGAAUCUUUUUCGAUUUUAACAUUUCCAAAAGUAGCAAUAACUGAUCCAGAGUUUGUAAUCUUUCAGAUAGCGGCUUUUCAUCUGCUGAAUAACCAUUUCUGCCUCAACUUGGUUGCUUGUCAUCUAUUUGAUAUACUAUAAAUCCCCAGAGUUCCGAAAUGAAUGAUUAUAAUAAAAAAAAAAUCAGGAGGGUAAAAUCUUCCAUCCUCUGUGAUGGAAUGAAAUUGUAUCUCAGCAUCCUGAAUUCUCAUUAUGUGCCUCCUUGGGGACUGGAAACGAGGAAUAAGACACAUUUAUCAAAGUGCUGCUCUGUGGCACCCAUUACACUGGUACUUUGUCUAUGAUAUAUAUGUGCAUCACACACACUUUCAGUGUAUAUGGGGUAAUGCCUAGUUAACCUGAUGGAAUAGCAAAACGCAUCUCUCUGUUUGACCAUAUUCAUUCUCAGAGGACCCGAAGGCGAACAGCAGAGCUAAUUCUGGCUGGCGUUGUGGAAUCCCACUCUAGAGGGUACAUAUGACUCUCCAUGGUCGCCAUGAUUUUCUGUUCAUGAUCAAAGCCGGGAGAAAGGGAAAUCCCAGAGAAGGGCGGAGAGGUGCUUUCAUGGCUGUAGCACUGUAUAACUGUCAUCCCGUUGCUCAUCGAUAUGCUCAAGUGGGCACCAGUAACGUCUCCAUUGUGAGACUUGUUGGUACUGUUUUUGGCAUAUCGAAUACGCCAUGGGUAGCUUGCCAGGCUCUGCCAUGCGGGCGGGAUACUCUCAGUAGCUUGCCGGGCUCUCCCAGAGGGAUGGAGGAAUCGAAUCCAGGUCGGCCACAUGCAAGACAAACACCCUACCCACUAGAGCUUUCAUAGCUUUUUUUUUUUUUUCACUUUAGGUUUUUUUUUUUUUUUUUGGCUUUUUGGGUCACACCCGGUGAUGCUCAGGUGUUAUUCCUGAUUCAUGCACUCAGGAAUUACUCCUGGCGGUGCUCGGGGGACCAUAUGGGAGGCUGGGAAUCGAACCCAGAUCAGCCGCAUGCAAGGCAAAUGCCCUACCCACUUUGCUAUCGCUCCAGCCCCAAUUUUUUUUUUAACAUAAAAAUGAGAAUGAACAAGUGUUCACACAUUCACCUAGGCAUGAGUGGCCUUGGGGCACUGUUAGAAAUGGAAGUGCUGAAGGUGUUCCAAGAGUCUGGAUUUCUUUGGGUUACAUUAGCACCUUUUGCAUCUUCUCUUGGUGAGCUCUGAUUGCCUGGUACUCUCCUUCCCCAAAUCUAGCAGACCACCCGGCUGAAAGCUGGUUCAGAAAGAAUAUGCAGCGAGAGAACUUGAAGGAUUGGGAUUGAGAUCAAAGUUUUAGCACAGACUCUGAUGUAAUACGUAAUGUUGCAGUUUUGGUUAUAAAUUUGGGCCACAGAAUGGCAUUAUUCAACUCACCUGCAUUGCACAGCGUAUUUCUUCCAUGAUGGAAAAGCCCUCUCCUUUAAAUUGCUAAACUUGAUACCAAACCUAAUGAUCUGGUCACAUUGAUACGGAUGAAUUCUACCUCCGACCCAGCCACGCCCCAAUACCUCAGCUACAAGCAAAAACAAGGAAAGGACAGAAAAGCCUGACGUGGCUUGAUGAGAAAGCUUGUCUGUAGUGUAGUGUGUUUGCCAGGGGGACUAGGAUGGAAGGAUCUUCCCAAAGUUGUGAAAGAAAUGAUCUCCUUGGUCACGUGGCAUUUUCCAGCUCUCAGCAUUGAAAGCUUGCAAUCUGUCCCGACUGAUAAUCAGUUCGGAAGAAGUAGGGAAUCUGUUACGUUGAUCUUUAUUUUAAUUCAGCCAUAUUUUAAACACCAGGCACUAUACCACUCAGCAUAUUCAUAUAGUCCCAGGGAGAUUCUGAACAGCUAACCAUCAUGGAUGAAGUAAAAAAAUUUCUUGCUAUAAUAAAAAGAUUAUCACUGUCUGGGAGGGUCUUCACUACUCAUUUGGCAAAUUAUGGGAUCACUGGAAUGGAUUGUUUUCAAAGUGAACAAUAUUAUAUUUUUGCAGUUCUCAGGAUCACACAGUCAGGAAGUGGCAAAACUAGGAAGCAAAUUCCCUACUUCUUCAAGAUCAGGUCGUGAGUCUCCUAACUUACUGUGUCUCAUUAUAUUGUGACUUAUUUUGUGUGAAUAAUGUUUUUCUUGAAUUUUUUAAGUUUCACAACUUACAAAAUUAUUUUGUCAUCUCUAGGCAACAGUGUUGGUUGUAUUUCUCAGUUUAGGCUAACAUUGACCACAUUACUAGUAUGUAAAGGAAGCAGACUGUUAAUAUUUUCCUUAUCCAAUAUGCAUCAUUGUUGCUUUUAUUGAUUCUGGGUUGCUAAAUACUUUUGAACUAAAGGUCAGUUACCUUUAUGCAUCUAUAAAAGAAAACAAUGAAGACCUCAAAGAACAGUUACCUCAUAUUUUUACUGCCAGAGCUCCAUUGAGUCUAAGACCCACACAGAUUUAAAACAGUGAGGAAUACCUCUGAACAAAAGAGUACAGUGAAAAUUUCAAAUCUGUAUAUUUGAAAUUAAAAUAUGCAUAAAAUUUGUAUAAAAUACUCUUGCUUGGAGAUGAACUUUUAACACGCUGUAUUGAAAAAGAAACAUUCCAUUGCUGAGGCUGAAUUAUUUAGGUAAAAAUUUUUUGUUGUACUUUCUUAUAUAAACUCAUCCCCAUACCUAAAGCACAAGUAGAAUGUGAGAUUGGUAAUGAUCUAAAGCUGUUUCCAAAAGAAGAGGCCAUGUGGAAUGGUAAACUCAUCUCUCUGGAAGUUUCCAUAUAUUCUGUACCCUGGGAAUCUGACAUCACAGAAUUUCUCCAGACUCAUUUGAGUAAGGUUUCUGUCCUUUGCCUAUUUUUAUUAUGAUUCUGAGUACUUUAGUUCUUUAUAGUCCCAAGAAAUCCAUAGAAGUUCCCAGAGUUUAUUUCUUAAUCAGAAGCAGAUUGUUAUGCUCAAUUAAGUUGCUUCAUUGUUUUUCUAAUGCAUCUAAUCUGUAAAUUAAUAAUUUCAGAAAAUAAUAUAUUAAGAACAAAAGAAAAGAACACUGGAUUAUAUAUGGUUGCAUAUUGUGCUCCUGACUUUAAUUAGCAAUUAGAUAGAUCUCCCCCCCUUUCACUGAGAUGAGAAUAGACGCCUGAAUAUUUUAUGUUCAGUAGAGCUGAUUUGAUUAAUUUGCACUUAAUUGUAGUUACUGUUACUGAUUCAUUCAGAUUAAAACUUGAAGAAGGUUCAGAUUACCUAAUAAUCUCUGGUUAGUGCUUUCUUGCAGCAGCCCCAUUUUCUUUUUAAAUUUUUUUUUUUUUUGGCAAUCCCUGGAAUCUAACCCAGGCCUCUCACAUGCAAGACAAAUACCCUGCCACUGAACUAUAUCCCCAGCCCUUCUCUUAUUUAAUGUUUACAACAGUUCUGCAAAAUUGAACUCAUUUAUUCCCAUUUACCUAUUGAAAAACUAACAAGUAGAGCAGUUUCAGCUUGAACCCAGGUCUCCUGACUGCAAUUGCAGUGCUCAAUCAGUUGGACAAAACUGCCUUCGGUUUGGCCUGCAGAGAUCCAUUAUCACGGAGCUUUGAAAAAAAAAAUUAAGCACAGCUUCUGUUUGGGGAGAACUAUUUCAUUUCUCAGACCAUACUCAGUCUACUUCAGUCAUUUGUGUGAAUGAGUUGGCCGUCUACUGAGGUCCACUGCCUUUCUACAAUUGUCACUGUCACUGUCAGCCCGUUGCUCAUCGAUUUGUUCGAACGGGCACCAAUAACGUCUCUCAUUGAGAGACUUAGUGUUACUGUCUUUGGCAUAUCCAAUACUCACGGGCAGCUUGCCAGGCUCUUCUGUGCAGGCUUAAUACUCUCCGUAGCUUGCCGGGCUCUCCAAGAGGGGCAGAGGAAUCGAACACGGGUUGGCUGAGUGAAAGGCGAAAGCCCAACCCCUGUGCUAUCGCUCCUUUCUACAAUAAAUAAUUCUCAUCUAGCAGGAAGGGCAGAUAUCCAUGUCAGUGUUUUCUAAGAAAAUUCCAAUCACUUAUCAACUAUACCUGUUUUGUUUUUUUUAACAGAUUGGUCCCAUUUAUUAUCUUUUUUAAAUGCAAUAAAAAAAAACUGUUAACAUUGGUGGAUUGCCUAAUAUGUAAACAGCCUCCAAACCUGUAGGACAGUUACACAUCAGAUUUUGGACCAUUGAUUUUUAACCUCUAUCAGUGGAUUUUUAUAAUCUUCGAGUGAAAAUGCCCUCAAUUGCAAAAUAUAUGUAGCCCAUUUUUUUGUACUCUUUCAGAGCAUUUUAAGUCUUUAAAAAUAGUGUUGUAAGUAACUCUGAGACCAUCCAGUCACACUUUUUUCACUUUAUCAGUAAGAAAAUGAAAUCCCAGAGGUAGUAAAGUGUCCUGUUCAGACGCACCAUUAUGGUCAUAAGUCAGAACUAGAAAAUUGGCCCAGAACCCAGAGUCAGGACGAUUGGGACUGGGGGCUGGAGCGGUAGCACAGUGGGUUGGGUGUUUGCCUUGCACAAGGCCGACCCAGGUUCGAUUCCCAGCAUCCCAUAUGGUCUCCCAAGCACUGCCAGGAGUAAUUCCUGAAUGCAGAGCCAGGAAUCACCCCUGUGUAUCGCUGGGUGUGACCCAAAAAGAAAGAAAGAAAAAAAAAAAGAAGAUUGGGAUUUUAAAAGAUCAGACUAGUAGAAGCUGCCAGUGAGCUGCUCCCUUUAGAUCCCAGAAAGAUGUCCCUGCAUACUCAGAAGGUGGCCCAAUCCCAAUUCCGGAAUCUAGAACGAAUUGGUCUCGUGUAUGAAGCAGAGGGAGGGAGGUGGAGACGGACCCUCCAGGCUCAGUGCUUUCCUUGGCAACACUUCAUGAAAUGGAGGCGUUGAAAUAAAAGAUUGGAACGAGGGCUGGAAAGAGAGUCCAGCAGGUAGAAUUCAUGCUCUUCAUGUGGCUAGCCCAGGCUCAGUCCUGGGCAUCAUAUUCAGUCCCCUGAGCACCACCACGAGUGAUCCCUGAGCACAGAGCCGGGAGUUAAACCUGAGCACUGCCGGGUGUGGCCCGAAAGCAAACCAAAAGAUUGGAACAAUAUUUCAUAGUCAUUCUCUUUCCACUGCCCUUCACCUUUUUGUUCAGGUGAAGACUCAGUGUGAGCUUGCAUGUGAGCUGGAAGAAAGAAAAUAAUCUGUUAGAGGCAGUGCAUUCUGAGAAAAAAAGCGCUCUUUAGAUAAGGGCAGAAAGGAGAUAAUAUCAAAUAAUAGUGAAUUUUUAUGCCCAGUGUUGGGCCAGAGCUCCAUGCUGUCAAGCCACAGGAACAGAAACGCCAUGCUGUAGUCGAAAGGUCUGUGUGAGAAAGUGACCUUGGCAAUGUGCGUAUGUCCCUGACCCAUCUUUAGAACUGAAAAAGGGAUCUGACAGGCACGCAGUUGGACAGAUGCAUAACUAAGGGCUAAUUGUGGGAAGAAGGGACCACGUUGAAGGAUGAGUACAGAAAAAGAAGUAAAAUGGGUUCUGUGAAAGUGGGAUUGGAGGGGCUGGAGCGAUAGCACAGCGGGUAGGGCACUUGCCUUGCACGCGGCUGACCCGGGUUCGAAUCCCAGCAUCCCCACAUGGUCCCCUGAGCACCGCCAGAAGAAAUUGCUGAGUGUAGAACCAGGAGUAAACCUUGUGCAUUGCUGGGUGUGACCCAAAAAGAAAAAAAAAAAAGUGGGAUUGGAGGUCAAGGGUACAUGGAACUCAGAGGCAGAACACUUGCUUUGCACAUAGGGACCUGGAGUUAAUUUCAGCGCUGCUAUAUAUACAUACAUAUUUAUGUGUGUGUGCAUAUACAUAUAUAUUUUUAAAUGGGGAAAAAUUGGAAGCUUCCAGAACACUUGAUGAUAUAAGUGGUCUACUGUAAAGAACAACAACAACAAAAUUUAAUUCUGCCACAUAGAAAGAAUACAAAUGCUUUUCUAUAGUAAUUAUUUCAAAAGUGAAUGUGUUUAGAGAAGAAAUAAAUCAAAUGAAGAGGAGACUAUGUUAGUAAGAAGCACUUCAAAGAAGCUAAAGACAUAGUAGCAGAUAAUAAUCCACACAGGAAAGCAAAGAACAAUGCUGAUGCCUAAAAUAUUCAAAUUAUGUGAAGGGCAAAUUUGGGUUGUUUUUUUUUUCUAAGACUCUUGACAAAGAAUGGGGAUGAAAAGAAUGUGGCACUGGAUUUAGAAGAUAAAAAUAUUAGCUAACAUUACUGAAACUUGCUCUGCUAAUGGAAAGACCACAUUGGGAAACAAAAAUAUCAGCCAAUAUAAAUGAACUGUCUCCUUAAUAUAAUGAAAAUGGAAACAGGCAAAACUUAAAAAAAAUUAAGUAGAAAGAGAUAGAUACCUACCUAAGCACAUCUUCAGCAAGAUACUAACCUGCCAAAGAAGAUAAUGAAAAAAAAAUUUCACAGGCAUCCAGUCACAAAGUAACAACUAUCAGGAAAUAGGAAUUCUGGGUGCCGAAGAGGCAGUACAGGGGUUAAGGCACUGGCCUUGCAUGCAGGAAUUUGAUUUUAAUUCCCAGACCAUAUAUGGUUCCCCAAACUCUUCCAGAAGUGACCCCUAAACACCGCUGUGUGGGGCCCAACCUCCCUCAGCCCCUCAGCCCCGCCAAAAAAGAAAAGAAAUUCUGGCUGUAAGCUUCUCUCCUAGCAAAUGCCAGGAAAUAAGGAAAUUUUAUGACCUAGAAAUUUUAUACAUUUUAUAUUUAAGAUACAGAAAUAUUUUAGUUACAACAAACCUUCAGGAAAUAAACUAUAGACUAUUCUUAUAGAGAUAUGGAACUGUAACCUACCAAGCUUUUUUUUUUUUUUAAUUGUGCUUAAUGUAAUCUCAAAGGAUUCUGGGUUAUCAGACAUCAGGUCAUUCCCCAGUAAAAGAAAGGCAUGCUUUUAGCUAGAUGAUCGGACUAGAAGUGAGGUCUGUAAAAGUAGUCAAGGCCAGUGAGCUAAGAUGUUCCUGAAAAUAACUGCCACACCACACCAUCAUGUUUCUUCAUUAUUAUUUCCAAAGAAACACAUGAUGUCAUUAUGUGCAAAUACAAAUUUCAGAUAUAUCUUCUACAAAUUAGAUGGUACUGAAUUUCCCCCACCACCAGGUGAAAUAUUCUGUCUUGAAAAAGCCCCUAGCUUAUCCCUGAGAAAAGGUAAGGGGCCAACCUGCCUUUGUUUGGGGGAGUGAUCAUUUAUAUUAGAGCACGUGGGGGCCAGCUUUGUGCUGGUCAAACAGAGAACUAACCGCCUUGAGAGAAUUAGAAAAUUUCCAUCUAGCUGGGUUUGGAUGCAGUUAGAAACAGGGAAGCUUUUCUGAGAAUACAAAUACAAGACAGGUUCCAUCUCAGCAUCAGCGAGAGGCGCUGCCUUUAGCUCUACUGGAGGUUUUAUGGAACCGUUCUGAAUUCUCAUAUUAAGGGAAUAAAAAGGAAAGAAGCGCAUCUGGAGCCUGCGCGGUCAGUGUGAGAACGAAAGCAGACCCUUUGGUUUGGGUUUUCUUUUGCUUGCCCUGGAAGGACUUGAAAACACACAAGACUGUCAAGUAUCAUUGGCCUUAAUGCUCCUCCUUGGUAGUGUGUUUCGUCUGUUCCCCGCGUUGUCUUGUCCACUUAAUCUCUAAAUUUCAUUUCCAGCACCACCAGCACGUCUGCUUUAAAUUGAGCAAUAGAAUCAUUAACGCGCUGCUUGGCGUCCACUUUGGUUUUUCAUUCUGAAGCACAGCAACCCCUUCCAGGCGGAGACGCCUCUGGACAAGAUCCAAGUAGACCUGAUCCCAGGGUACCUCUGCCGGGCCAUGGAUGACAGAGUCUCUUCACUGUAACUGCUUCUGUAAGAACCACUGACGCGUUUAUUUACAGUGUUCAUGUUUUCUCUGUGGUUGCUGCAUGUUCCAGAUGAGAGUGACAAAACUCUCCUAACAUUUUCACCAUUCUGGAGAAAUCUAAAAUUUUUUUUUUUGAUGUGGAAGAGGAUGUGCAUUAAGGAUAACACUGGAAACAUUCCGAACCACGUGGCACGUGGGCAGAACCUGGGAUGAUUUUAUCGUGCUGUUUCAACCUUUUCUUUCUCCCCGCAGGGAUGCGGGCACGUGCAGACUCGUAGGAGCAUGUGUGGGAGGGAUUUGCGCGAGUGUGGUGCGUUUUCUGUCAUGAGUGUUAGAGUUGGAAGGGAUGUUCUGGUUCCCCUAAGUCCAGCCCUCUAGUUGGUAGUAUAGAGGAGUCUUCUCACCAGUUUGCAAGGUUCUGAUUUGUUGGGUUGUUUUUGUUUUAUUUUUUUCAGUUGUCAUUGUUGUUUGGUUUGGCUUAUGUACUUGCAGCUUGUUUAAUCCAGAUUUUUGAAAAUAAAAAUAUUAACAUAU
Molecule: messenger RNA, 12735 nt
Organism: Sorex araneus (European shrew)
Lineage: Eukaryota; Metazoa; Chordata; Mammalia; Eulipotyphla; Soricidae
Product: KIAA1958 ortholog
Exons: 5
Coding region: 154-2388 (744 amino acids)
Source: RefSeq, a predicted model, not a curated record